Ostrinia furnacalis (Asian corn borer) is the source of this 3680-nucleotide messenger RNA. RefSeq names its product Argonaute 3 (gene AGO3). The transcript has 8 exons. The coding region runs from base 1 to 1674 and encodes 557 amino acids. The record is from RefSeq and is a predicted model, not a curated record. Lineage: Eukaryota; Metazoa; Arthropoda; Insecta; Lepidoptera; Crambidae. Gene Ontology annotation, molecular function: RNA binding; protein binding.
AUGUGUUGUUAUUAUUUCAUUUUUAGUGUGGACCACAUUGAUGAUACUAUGACACCAAGAUCGACGUUUGAGAAAAAUGAAAAGGGAGAGGUGAUCAAGAUCAGUUAUAUUGACUACUAUAAGAAAAACUACGGGAUCGAAAUCAUGGAUUGGGAUCAACCUAUGUUGAUAUCCAAGGAAUCGAAGCUUAUGUCCGGACAGCCUGCGCCGGUGGACUUCAUGAUAUGCCUGGUGCCUGAGCUGUGCCAGCUGACUGGGCUGACCGACGACCAGCGAGCUAACUUCCGGCUCAUGAAGGACGUCGCUACUUAUACCCGCAUCACGCCUAACCAGCGCCACGCGGCUUUCAAGAAGUACAUUCAAAACGUGAUGGAAAACGAGACGGCCAAAAACCGCCUGGCCGGUUGGGGUCUCAGUAUAGCGCCAGAGACAAUAAACAUAACUGCGCGAACGCUGCCGCCCGAGCCUAUACACUUCGGGAAUAACGUCAAGAUCCCGGGCAAACCCGAGGCGGAGUGGAACAAUGAAGUCACCAGGAAUGCGGUGAUGCAAGCUGUCGAUAUACUUAGAUGGGUGGUGUUGCACACACCUCGGGAUAAGGAUGUUACUACGAAUUUCCUCGACACCCUCAAGAGAUCAUGCCGUCCUAUGGGCAUCGUCGUCGGGAACCCUGAAGUGAUAUGUCUGCCCAGCGACCGCUCUGAUUGCUAUACGGCAGCCCUGAGGAAAUGCUUCUCGACGGCGCUACAACUGGUGGUGGUGAUUUGUCCGACGGCCAGGGACGACCGAUACGCGACUAUAAAAAAGUUGUGCUGCGCUGAGAAGCCAGUGGCUUCACAGGUUAUCAACGCGCGCACGAUAAUGAACCAACAGAAGAUUCGCGCGAUCACUCAAAAGAUACUGCUUCAAAUGAACUGCAAGCUGGGAGGCACAUUGUGGAACAUCACCAUUCCCUUCAAGUCGGCCAUGAUAAUCGGUAUCGACUCAUACCACGAUGCCAGCAGGAAGAAGAAAAGCGUGUGCGCCUUCGUAGCGUCGUACAACCAACCGAUGACGCAUUGGUACUCAAAGGCGGUGUUCCAAGACCGCGGGCAAGAGAUCGUGGACCACCUCAAGAUCUGCCUCGUCGAUUCCCUCAAGUACUACCUGCGAACCAACGGAUGCCUGCCUGACAGGAUCAUCAUAUACAGAGACGGCGUAGGCGACGGGCAAUUCAAAGUGAUCAAAGAUUUCGAGAUCCCUCAAAUGCAAGUGUGUUUCUCGCUCAUGGGUGAGACGUACAAGCCCACUCUGACGUAUGUGGUGGUGCAAAAGCGCAUCAACACGAGGAUAUUCAUGAAGAACCACAAAGGGUACGACAAUCCGUACCCAGGCACGGUUGUCGAUCAUGCCAUCACUCGCCGCGACUGGUACGACUUCCUGAUCGUGUCGCAGAAAGUGAACCAAGGUACGGUAACGCCGACACACUACGUCGUCAUUCACGACGACAGCGGAAUGACGCCCGACCAGUGCCAACGGUUGACGUACAAAAUGUGCCAUUUGUACUACAACUGGCCGGGCACAGUCAGAGUGCCAGCCCCGUGCCAAUACGCCCACAAACUGGCGUCAUUGGUCGGCCAAAACAUUCACCAGGAGCCGUCAGAGGCACUGGCCGACAGACUAUACUUCUUAUGAAGAGUCUAUAGCGUGUAUUUAAGGUUGAUUAGAUUAAAAGCGCCACUGCCUUUGAUAUGCCAGUUUGUCCACGAAAUAAGUUGAUUGUGAGUUAAAUCAUGCCUUUUGAAGGAAUUAUUGCUUGAAUAACUACUAGUUUGGUAAAGUUAAAUUUAAUUCUUUCUUAGUUUAUUAGCCUUAUUUGUCCUGUAGCCACAAUACAUAAUAAGUAUGAUGACACCAGUUAAAAUUAACUCCAAGACAAGCAUUUUAGAAGAACUCAUUCAUUUUAGUGUGAUUAAAUUUUAAUUCAGUUUUCAAAAUUAGUUUUUAAAAGAUAUUGAAUCGAUCAAUUCGCUAUGAGUGACGUGAUAUAACUGUAUUUGUAUACUAUUUUUAUGGUGUAGCAUAGAUUAUAAAGAAUAUGAAUGUUAAUUUUAGGUGUCAUAAUUUCUUUUAGGCUACCGGGAGAUUAUUAUGUUAAUAUUGCCUUUUUAUGCUUGAAAAAUUGAAUUUUGUGGGCACACUGGCAUCUGUGCCAUAAUAGUGUCUUAUAAUAAAAAAAGACAUCAGAUUCGAUUAAAUAUAGAGAACAUAAAGUUUAUAGAGGUGAACCAGUCGGUUGUUAUUUUUGUACUUAUAUUGACUAUGUCAAAUAAUUUACUCUUUUAGUUUUAAGUACCCUAUGUACCUUGUGACAAAUGGAUAAUUAAUUAAUUAGAAUAUGUGACUACAUUUUCGUUAAGUUCGUAUGGUUAGCGUCAGUAAGAUUUAGAUUUGUGAAAAAUCUCAUUUGAGAUUGAAGUUAAAACAGCUAUUUGCUGUUAAUGUCAUGAGCCAUAUCUUGUUCGAAAAUACGUGUAUUUUUACACUUGUAAUUGUUCAGUGUGAGAUAGAAUUAUACUAUCCAAAGAUUUAUAAAAUAGAGCAGACAUUGUUUUUCAAAGGAUAUGAUGGGAUUGAUCACAUCGAAAUAAACUUAUAUGGCAUCUAUGUUGUUUAUUAAGCGCGAUUUUGCUACAAAAUUUGUUCAUAAAAGAAUCGUAAACAUUUUAUUUCCAUUCCAAGCGCUUGUAACUUUAUUGGACAUUAAAAAUAAAAAUUCUAAAUUGAAAAUUGAUAUUUUGAUACCAUUCCAAAAAAAAAGUAGGCUUUUAAGCCGGGUAAUUAUAUUAUAAUGCUCUAAUUACUAUAAAAGGAACGUAAUGUGUAGUAAAAAAAUAUACAUAGUUAGAAAAAGUACCUAGUCUGUAUUUUUACAAUUUAACGUUUUUUCAUGGCGUAGUUUAUUACGAUGUUAAUAAUUACGUAACAUAACAUUAACGGCGACAGGGUAAAAUGUAGUUCUUCGCCUAUUUUAUUCUGUAAGGUUUUUUUACAUAUAAAAGUUUAUUGACUCGUCAUACGUCAAACCUUUGCUCAGUUCAAAAUUGCUUGCCAACUAAUCAAAUAUGGCGUAUUUUCCCAAACUACAGCUAGUAACGUGUAUCUUGCGCUUGCCAAAUUGAGAUUUCCAUCCAAGAUCUCUUCUAUCCCAUCGGUCAUUUGUUUCAUGGCUCACUCUUAGAGAAAUUCCUGGUAAAAUCCGUUCUAUUAACUCCCCGAGUUAUUAGUUGGUUCAUCAUCAUCAUCAUCAUCAUCAUCAUCAUCAUCAUCAUUUCAGCCACAGGACGUCCACUGCUGAACAUAGGCCUCCCCCAAUGACUUCCACAUCGCACGGUUGAUUACGGAUAGAGAAUACAAUCCCGAGCAUGUUUUUCAAUCCCGGGAUUACGGGAUUUUUGAUGGGUAAUCCCGGGAUCCCGGGACUAUCCCGGGAUCAGCCUUAUGUGGAAGCUGUUGUACGAAUAACGUUAGCUGAUACAAUUUUGAUGUUAUGUUUGGAUGAAAAAUGACGUGUAUGUAAUCCCUUAGUUGAUCCACCCAUAGUCUUGAGAAUAGCUGGGUAUCGCUUACAUUUAGCACUAUUCCCGUCUUUCGCAACUAAAAAAUUACUCCACACUGAUGACGUAUCACUGUCUUUUUUA